AUAGUCUUUUUCACACAUAACCAAUUUGUCUUUUUUUCCCUAAACAGUGCCCUAAACCCUUUUUUGUGUAUACACACAGGUUCUAUAAGUAUUUAUAGGAUUUUAGGUUUCUUGUAUUGUGCAGGUAAACUCUUCUUAAAUGGAUGAUCAAGAUGACGAUUGGAAAAUUCUUCUUUCUGCUUUAAAGGAUGGUGGCGUGUUUGUUGGAGAGGAUGAGGACGAGGACGAAGAGGAGGAUGAGGACGAGGAGCGUGACGAUGAACAUGUUAACAAUGAUAAUGUAAAGACGGAUUUGGCAUGCCCGUUUUGUUCAGAAGAUUUCGAUAUGCUUGGAUUGUGCUGUCACAUUGACAGCGAGCAUCGCAUAGAGGCCAAGACCGGGAUAUGUCCUCUAUGUGCUACCAAGGUGCGAACGAAUAUGGCUACACAUGUCAUCGUGCAACAUGAAAGUAUAUUAAAAGCACUUAGCAAAAAGAAACAUCAAAAUGGUAGAUCUGUCUCAGCCUUAUCCUUACUGAGGAAAGAGUUGCUGAGUGCUUACUUGGAAAAGAAGUCCAGCCAUGUUAGUCCUUCCUCAAAUACGGAAAACAACCAGUUACUUUUAUCAUUUGUCGGCAAUCAGCAGGCUGCCAAAAGAUUUCAUACAAGACAGCCCUGCACUUCAGCCGAAGCAUGUUUAUCCAGGAACAGCCUAGAUGACCAUAUUGGUGAAAGAAGCUCGCAAGCAUUUCCUUCAAUGGACAAGGAUCAGGAAGAGAAGGUCCAGAGAUCUGAAUUUGUGAAAGGACUAUUGUUCUCCACCAUACUUGACGACUGUCUAUGAGACUGAACCAUGCUGCUUCUUUUCCGUUCUAUGGCUAAAUAGCACAGCUCUUUGAAGAUGCUCCUCGAGAUAUGCUGAUAAUUUUACUAGCAGCUAGAAGCUGUUAGAUGGAGUUAAAGCUGUCCUCGCCUCCUAUUGACUUGCUCCCAUUUGGAUGACGUGGUUGCUUAUGCGAAGAUAUGUCCAGUUAAUAUGCUUUAACAUAAGAACCUGUUUCGAUUGACGUGACUUUGGCAUGCUAUUUCUUUUUCCUUCUUUUUUUUCCUCAGCUUAUGUAGCUUAUACUCCAUCAUCUUCUUGACUAUCCUGACUGAAAAUAGAAGUUCUUCAUUCUUGUAGUCAGAUCCAAAAUGAUUGAUUAUAAAGAAGCAUGCUUAUGGUCAUUGUCACAUUCUGCAAAAGAAAUUAGAUGUGAUUCUUUCGAUUCA
This is a messenger RNA of Lycium ferocissimum, 1251 nucleotides long. Its product is annotated as protein DEHYDRATION-INDUCED 19-like. The transcript has 5 exons. The record is from RefSeq and is a predicted model, not a curated record. NCBI's taxonomy places the organism in Eukaryota, Viridiplantae, Streptophyta, Magnoliopsida, Solanales, Solanaceae. Bases 140 to 823 code for a protein of 227 amino acids.